Molecule: messenger RNA, 477 nt
Organism: Lactuca virosa
Lineage: Eukaryota; Viridiplantae; Streptophyta; Magnoliopsida; Asterales; Asteraceae
Source: the annotation of a GenBank genome assembly
AUGAUUCUUGAAAAAAUCGAGUCAGGAAUACAAGAAAGAAACGUGGAUCGUUCAUAUGCCAACAAUUUACUUGUUUCCAUCGCACAGAUUUUAGGGAUUUCAACAGAAAGAUCAACAUUAAAGAAGGAAUUUGAAGAUUUCAAGAAUGAGAUAGAAAACGCACAACUGAGAAAAGAUCAAGCUGAAGCCAUUCAAAUGGAUCAGAUAAUUGCAUUGUUGGAAAGAGCAGAUGCCACAUGUUCUGAUGAAGAAAAAGCAAGAAAGUAUUUGACUAAACGUUCUUCAUUGGGCAAUCAACCUUUAGAGCCUCUCCAAUCAUUUUAUUGCCCAAUUACAAGAGAAGUUAUGGUGGACCCUGUGGAAACUUCUUCAGGUCACACAUUUGAAAGAUCAGCCAUUGAAAAAUGGCUUUCUGAUGGAAGUACUUCAUGUCCUCUUACCAUGAUCCCUUUGGAUAAUCUUUACAUUACGCCCUAA